This is a messenger RNA of Doryrhamphus excisus (bluestripe pipefish), 1328 nucleotides long. RefSeq names its product general transcription factor IIB (gene gtf2b). Gene Ontology annotation, biological process: RNA polymerase II core complex assembly; transcription initiation at RNA polymerase II promoter; protein acetylation. Lineage: Eukaryota; Metazoa; Chordata; Actinopteri; Syngnathiformes; Syngnathidae. Gene Ontology annotation, molecular function: TBP-class protein binding; RNA polymerase II general transcription initiation factor activity; RNA polymerase II core promoter sequence-specific DNA binding. Gene Ontology annotation, cellular component: nucleus; transcription preinitiation complex. The record is from RefSeq and is a predicted model, not a curated record.
CUGGCGUUUUGCAUUGGGUUGUUUCGAGUCAGCGUAGGUUGUACAAUGGCGUCGACAAGCCGUGGAGAUGGGUUGACUCUGCCCAGAGUUCAGUGUCCCAACCACCCUGAUGCCAUUUUGGUGGAGGACUACCGCGCAGGCGACAUGAUCUGCCCCGAGUGUGGCCUCGUAGUUGGUGAUCGAGUAAUUGAUGUCGGCUCAGAAUGGAGAACGUUUUCCAACGAGAAAGCCCUCAAAGAUCCGUCCCGAGUGGGCGAUGCCCAGAAUACACUGCUGAAUGGAGGAGACCUCACCACCAUGAUCAGCAAGGGAACAGGUGCUGCGAGUUUUGACGAGUUUGGCAACUCCAAGUACCAGAACCGUCGCACCAUGAGCAGUUCUGACCGAGCCAUGCUGAAUGCCUUCAAAGAAAUCACCACCAUGGCAGAUCGCAUCAACUUGCCCAGGAACAUCAUCGACAGAACCAACAACUUAUUUAAGCAAGUUUAUGAACAGAAGAGCCUGAAAGGGAGAGCAAAUGACGCCAUCGCAUCGGCUUGUCUCUACAUCGCCUGCAGACAGGAGGGUGUCCCCAGAACCUUUAAAGAGAUCUGUGCCGUGUCCCGCAUCUCCAAGAAGGAGAUAGGCAGGUGCUUCAAGCUGAUCCUCAAGGCUCUGGAGACCAGCGUGGACCUCAUCACCACCGGCGACUUCAUGUCCCGCUUCUGCUCCAACCUGGGCUUGCCAAAGCAAGUCCAGAUGGCCGCCACCUACAUCGCCAUGAAGGCCGUAGAGCUGGACCUGGUGCCCGGCCGGAGCCCCAUCUCCGUGGCCGCUGCAGCCAUCUACAUGGCGUCGCAGGCCUCCGCAGAGAAGAAAACACAGAAAGAAAUCGGCGACAUCGCCGGCGUGGCUGACGUCACAAUCCGACAGUCCUAUCGACUCAUCUACCCUCGUGCCGCCGAGCUCUUCCCUCCAGACUUCAAAUUUGACACGCCUGUGGACAAACUGCCCCAACUGUGAAAAGGCCUCUUCAACAGCGGCGCGGUUUUCUGCUCUACUUCACUUUGUCUUUUUGUUGGCUUUGGAAGGUUUUUGUUCCCGAAAGAUUCAAGCCUUGGCCGAGGCGAUGGACACACAUUCCAGUGAUCAUGACAGGACUGGCGCCUACGUGGCGUAAAUAUACGUACAGCACACGCUCACGUGGGGAAACUUAACUUGCUUGCAAUUUUAGGCUGCUUUCAUACAUAAAACUUCUUUUGUAGAAAAAUGAUCUGUUCUAUUUUGUUAGCUUGUUUGAACCGUGGAAGUAAUUUAAAAAUUAAAGCUUUUCAUUGGAAGAAUGAAAA